CAGAGUGAGAGCACGGGUUAAAUAUAGAGCAGAGCCUCAGUGCUGAUGACCGGGAACAAGCAGGCGUAAAGAGAGAGGCUGAACAUCCUGCGGCAAAAAGAGAACUUAUUUUAUUUCAGCUCAGAGAAAGAGUCUGUUUAUUCUCAUCUCUGCCCUCGCACGAUCCCCUCCUCUCUCUCUCUGUCUUCAGUUCUCACUCAUACUCUCUCGGCCAGUGAGCAUACAGCCCAAACUUGGAGAGGACAAAGCUUCACCAUGCUCCAACUUUGGCAGAAAAGGAGACACAGUGAAGGCUGGAUUUAAGAUUUAAAGAAAAGAAGACAGACACGCUGGUGUGGUGAGUGCUGGAGAAGAAGUGAAGUAUUAAUAAGGACCGGAGUCAUUUUGGGACCGAACAGCUGUGACACUAAGAGCUACCAGAUAAAAACAUGCGAUCCAGGACCUGCACCAUGGAAGGUCCAGAUGAUGGACACAUCCAGCCCAGUAAAGGUUUCAUCAAGCAGGAAGAUGAAAACAUGUCGGAGCUGACGAAGAGGAAGAUGAAAGUUCACAGAGAGGAGAAGGAUGGGAGGAUGGGGGUGUCGGGCUCAGUGAAGAAACCUCAGAAAGCUGCAGAGAGCCAGAAGCCAGCAACACCAGAUCUGUCCAAGAAGGACCUGCUUCAGCUGCUAGGAGUCAUGGAGGGAGAAGUUCAGGCCAGAGAGGACAUCAUUGGGCUGCUGAAGUCGGAGAGAACCCGUCCUGAGACUCUGGAGGCCCACUACGGCGCCGCUGUGCCCACCAAACCCCUGCAGGCCCUGCAGAGAGAUGCCCUGCUCACCCACAGUGGCAGCAGCACAGACGAUGUGUACGAGAAGCCCAUGGCUGAGUUGGACCGUCUGGAGGACAAACAGAAGGAGACGUACAGACGGAUGCUGGAGCAGCUGCUGCUGGCUGAGAAAUGCCACCGCCGCACCGUCAUGGAGCUGGACAACGAGAAGCGAAAGCACGCCGACUUCAUCAACAAGAGUGACGACUUCACCAACCUGCUGGAGCAGGAGAGAGAGAGACUCAAAAGGCUUUUGGAGCAGGAGAAGGCUUACCAGGCUCGUAAGGACAAGGAGCACAGCAGAAGGCUAGAGAAGGUCAGAGCAGAGCUGGUGAAGCUCAAGUCCUUUGCCCUGAUGUUGGUAGACGAGCGGCAGCUGCACAUUGAGCAGAUCGACCAGCAGAGCCAGAAGAUCCAGGAUCUCACUCAGAAGCUUCAGGAAAAAGAGCAGCGACUGGCGUCUGUCAGCGACACCGCCAAGGAAAGCAGCCAGAAGGUCCUAAAGCUGGAGGCCGAGCUAGAGCAGAGAGCAGCAAAGUUCACACAGGAGCAUGAGGAGAUGACCGCCAAGCUGGCAAACCAGGAGUCCCAGAGCCGGCAGCUGAGGCUGAAGCUGGCUGUACUGACACGCAAGAUUGAAGAGCUGGAAGAGAGCAACAAAGUCCUGCAGAAAUCAGAGGAGGACCUGCAGGAGCUGAGGGAGAAGAUCAGCAAAGGAGAGUGUGGGAACUCUUCACUCAUGGCCGAGCUGGAGAAUCUGCGUAAGAAAGUGUUGGAGAUGGAGGGCAAAGAUGAGGAGAUUACCAAAACAGAGACUCAGUGCAGGGAGCUGAGGAAGAAGCUGCAGGAAGAGGAGAACCACAGCAAGGAGCUGAAGUUGGAAGUUGAGAAACUCCAGAAGAGAAUGGCUGAAUUAGAGAAACUGGAGGCAGUCUUUAACAGGAGCAAAACGGAGUGCUCACAGCUUCACGCAAACCUGGAAAAAGAGAGACGUGUCGUGAAGGAUUUGGCCGGUGAGCUGGAGAUGGUGAAAACCCGGAUGAAGGAACUCGAGUCCUCAGAGUCAAAGUUCGAAAAAGUGGAAAUGGCCCUUAAAGACGAGCUCAUGAAGCUGAAGUCCUUCACGGUUUUUCUGGUAGAUGAACGCAAAAACAUGGCAGAAAGGCUCAAACAGGAAGAGCUGAAAAGUGAUGAUUUAAGUAAGAUGUUCAAAGCAGAGCAGGGGAAGGUGACAGAGGUUACAGAGAAGCUGAUAGAGGAGAGCAAAAAAGUUCUGAAAUACAAAUCGGAGAUGGAGAUCCAGGUGACGACGCUUACCAAAGAGAGAGAUGAGUUAAAGAAUAAACUGGCAGGUGAAGAGGAAAAGUGUAGGGAGCUAAAUGGCAAGCUGAGUGGGAUGAAGAUGACGAUAGACAGACUUGAGGAAACGGAGAGGGAAAUGCAGAGAAAGCGGGCCAGCAAGGAAAAUAACCAAAAUCCAGAAGAAGAUAACAAAGUAAGAGAGCUCACGCUAGAAAUCGAAAGACUGAAGAGCCGGCUCAAACACCUUGAGGUGGUUGAGGGCGAUUUGAUGAAAACCGAAGAUGAGUAUGAUCUGCUUGAAAAGAAAUUCAGGACAGAGCAGGAUAAAGCAAACGCUCUAUCAAAGCUUCUGGAAGAGAUGAAAAGUCAGAUUGCCCGAAACAAAGCCAUAGAGAAAGGAGAAGUCAUGAGUCCUGAGGCUGAGCUGAGAAUUCGCUGCAAGAUGGAGGAGGCCAAAACCAAAGAUCUGCAGGCAGAUGUUCUGGCUUUAAAGGAGAAAAUCCACGAGCUGAUGAACAAAGAGGACCAGCUCUCCCAGCUGCAGGUUGACUUCUCUGUCCUCCAGCAGAGAUUUAUGGAGGAGGAAGAGAAGAAUAAGAGCAUGAGCCAAGAAAUGCAGAACCUCAAUAAGGAGCUUGAAGCUGCCAAGCGGUACAGUCGUGCCUUGAGGCCAAGCAUGAAUGGCAGGAGGAUGGUGGAUGUCCCGGUUACCUCCACAGCCGUCCAGACAGAUGUGAUGGCCAGCGAGCCCGCAGAGGACGAGACGGCAGCGGGCUUUAUCCGGAAAUCAGUUCUUGAGGAGAACCACUUGAUGAGUAACCUCAGACAACACAGUCUCAAGAAGCCGACAGUUCUCGAACGAUACCCUCCAGCUUCAGCGGAACUUGGAGCCAAAAAGUCUUGGAUACCCUGGAUGAAAAAGAAGGAGGCCAUCACAAUCACUCAGACCACUCCUGAGAAGAUCCACGGGGUCUCUUCGCUUCAUCCACCGGAGGCAACCAUGUCCCAAAAACCGGGUCAGCCACUUCAUAUCAGAGUGACCCCGGAUCACGGGAACAGCACUGCCACCUUGGAGAUCACCAGCCCUCGAGCUGAAGAUUUCUUCUCCAGCACCACCAUUAUCCCGACUCUCGGUCUUCAGAAACCCCGCAUCACAAUCAUCCCUAAACCCACGACUGUGACCUCAAAGACCAAAACCUGUGACGGAAUGGAAGGUCUCAAUCGAGCCAAAUCUCCUGUCACAAUCACCACCAUCUCCAGAGCAAAGAGUCCAGAGAGGAAUGGCGGGAGCAGCCAUCAGUCACCAGUGUCCAUCAUCACGGUCAGCACCACUCCUGUGGCUGAAGCGUGUGCUUUAUCUGAUCCUCACGAAGUUUCCACAGGCCGCACAGUAAUCAAGGUGACCCCAGAGAAGCAGCCUGGAACUACACCUGUCAGGAAAUACAACAGCAACAUCAUCACAACGGAGGACAACAAGAUCCACAUCCACCUGGGUCCACAGUUUAAGAGGCCGUCUGAGGCCUGCAGCAGUCCUGUGCUGACACUCAGGCCAACUGGCCUGAGUUCAGAAAGCAGAGAAACGGGAACAGUUCUCCGCUCUCCACGCCAAGCCUCGGCGGGGAAAACCACUCCGAGCAAAAUGACAAGCAGCAUAACGAUCACGCCUAUCACCUCGGCCGCCUCCAGGCCGACGCAGUCAGUGCCCAGUGCAGAUGUGCAGUACAGUCGGAGCACCGCCACACGGAUCCCUGUGUCAAAAGGUAUGAAACCAAGCAGCAAAGCGGUCCUGGGCGUGUCCACGGUGACAAGGUUAGAGUCACGGGCCGAGAGCCACGCGAUGAAAAUCGAGCUGAGGAAGCCGACCGUGUGUGGCUUGGCCUCUGCGGCAGCAGGAAAGAGCUGAGUGCCGGUUCACCACCAAAUCCCCAAAUCUGCUGCCAGAAUAGAGACGCAGAACACAUCUGUGUGCAUUCACCAUGGGACUGUGUGUGAUGUCGCCUUUUACCACAGCUUAGCUUUACAAACAUCAUUUAAUGUGCUACCACUCAUGUUUUCAGAUAAUAUUCAUGUCAUUUGAACGGCCGGUUAAUUGCAUGAGAAAGCUUUGCUGAUUUGAUUAACUCCAUCUCGCCGCUCCUUCAUAGAUGGUUCAGAUUUUUAAUGCCAUCAUAUUUUUAUAGCAUGUGUUUAUUUCACCGCAGCUCAUGGAGGUUUCUGGUGACCGAGGCGCUGACUGUGAAUUGUUUGUGACACGCACCAAAAUAAAAACUAUUUA
Molecule: messenger RNA, 4385 nt
Organism: Pelmatolapia mariae (spotted tilapia)
Lineage: Eukaryota; Metazoa; Chordata; Actinopteri; Cichliformes; Cichlidae
Gene: filip1b
Product: filamin A interacting protein 1b
Exons: 6
Coding region: 429-4013 (1194 amino acids)
Source: RefSeq, a predicted model, not a curated record